Messenger RNA from Myxocyprinus asiaticus (Chinese sucker), 12132 nucleotides. Its product is annotated as PH domain leucine-rich repeat-containing protein phosphatase 2-like. NCBI's taxonomy places the organism in Eukaryota, Metazoa, Chordata, Actinopteri, Cypriniformes, Catostomidae. The coding region runs from base 115 to 4383 and encodes 1422 amino acids. The record is from RefSeq and is a predicted model, not a curated record. The transcript has 19 exons. Gene Ontology annotation, molecular function: protein binding.
UCUCAUCAAAUCAGGAUGGGCUGUUUCUACCGCCUCCUGUACUGGAAUUCAUCAGUCGCCCAUUGCUGUCUCACAUCUGGAAUUGUGUGCUGAAAGACAUCAAAUGUAGGCGAAAUGAAGGACGAGAAAAACACAGCGUGGUCGGUGCAGAGUGCCGAGACGGAGCGUAAAAAUGCAGCUGAUGUGGAGGAUGGCCAGGCGGGCAGCGGAUCAGCGCUGAACCCGGUGCUCCAUGAAGCGGGAUCAGACCGAGCCUCCGCGCCGACAGCCCGAGCAGGGACGGGAAUACGCGUUUUAAAGCGUAACAUGAAGAGGAAUGGCAGCCGAGGCUGCGUGACCCGGAAGACGCGGUUCGGCUCUCGCGAGCGGGACUGGUUGAAGGGUGAUGCUCAGCGAGGCUGCGUGUGUCUCUACGGGGCUUCGGAGCCUCAGGCCCCUGCAUCAGGCCCCCAGACCACCUCCACCGCCCAGCCGGACCUGAAACUGGUCCUGUGCUCGACCAACACCACCAUUGAGGAGCUCUGCGCUCAAAGAGAUGUUCAGGGUCUCUACCUGCAGCUGCACGGAGACUUAAUCAGGAGGCUGGACCCCUCCGAGCGUCCUCUUCAAAUGGUCUAUGACUAUCUGACUGCUAUGGGCUAUGAAGACCCGCUCCGAGUACAGCAGGAAGCAGCCAACUCAGACCUCAGCUGCAUGAUCCGAUUUUACAGUGAGAAACCAGUUAAUGCUGACCAGCAAGAGCGGACUCUUCUGAAGGGUGUGUUCAGUGUCAGGAAGGGGAAGACACAGCUCCAUAAAUGGGCAGAGCGGCAGGUCAUCCUGUGUGGGACGUGUCUUAUUGUGGCCUCUGUCAAGGACAGUCUGACCGGCAAGAUGCAUAUCCUGCCCCUGGUCGGGGGGAAGGUCGAGGAGGUGAAGAGGAGGCAGCACUGUCUGAUUUUUAGCUCUGCUGGCCCACAGGCCCAGACCUACUAUGUUAAUUUUGACACGCUGGCCGACUACCAGCGCUGGCAUCGGCAAGCUUCUAAAGUGGUGUCUCAGAUGAUAAGUCUUGUGGAUUUAUCCUGCUACAGUCUGGAGGAAAUGCCAGAGUAUCUCUUCUACUGCCAGGAUGUCACACACCUCAACCUACGCCACAACUUCAUGAGGUUGGAUGGUUCUGGAGGACUCAGCAACUUCAACAGAUUUACACAGCUGAGGAGCUUAAAUCUUUCUCACAAUGGGCUGGGUGUGUUCCCGGAAUCAGUGUGUGAGAUCCAGACGUUGACGGAGCUCUAUCUCUCCUGCAACGGUCUCAGUGCCGUCCCUUCCCACAUCGGCAACCUUCAGAGCUUACAGACUCUGUCUCUGGAUGGAAAUCGGUUGGAUUCUCUACCGGAGGAGCUGGGCAGCCUCGUGCAGCUCUGCAGCUUGGGACUUUCUUUCAAUGAUUUCCCUCACAUACCCUGCGUGGUGGAGAAGCUCUGUGCCCUGGACAAGCUAACGAUGGCUGGGAACAGGGUGGAGACCCUGGAUCUGUGCAGCCUGCUUCGAAUGACUCACAUUAAGAGUAUUGAUUUACGGUUAAAUGGCCUCCGCUGUGUUAAAAGUGAAACCCUGGAGCCCAUAAAACAUCUCACCCAACUGGACCUGAGAGACAACCAACUGACCUCGCUGGACUUGAGCUCUGCCUGCAAUCUAGAGACCCUGCAGUGUCAGAGAAACCAGCUUAGUGCCCUCACGCUCAGCGGCUUCACUCUACGCACACUCCAUUCCAAUAACAACCGUCUGACCACAGUGAACAUCUACCCUGUUCCCAGCGAACUAACACAUAUGGACCUAUCAAGGAAUCUCCUGGAAUACCUGCCAGACUGGGUGUGUGACAGCAGGAAGAUUGAGGUGUUGGACGUCUCCUGUAAUCUGCUGUCUGCACUCCCAGCCAGACUACUUAGCAGUCUGAGUCUCCGUAAACUGCUGGCGGGCAACAAUAGAUUGGAGAGACUGCCUGACCUGCUCGACCACAUCCCGCUGGAAACACUUGACCUGCAGCACAACAAGUUAAAAGAACUGCCAGAGAGCUUCUUCUACAAGGCCUUAAAUUUAAAGUAUCUGAAUGUAUCCGCCAAUGCACUGGAGACAAUCCCGCCAAGCAGCCAAUCAGAAGAGAGCCUCAGCACCCUGCAAGAGCUCUAUCUCACAGGAAACAACCUGAAUGAAAACAGCGCUGCUCUACUGGUUGGGCACCAGCACCUGCGUGUCUUGCAUAUGGCUUAUAACCAACUGCUGUCCUUUCCUGCUAGCAAACUCAGUAAACUGGAGGUGUUGGAGGAGUUGAAUCUGAGUGGGAACAAGCUGAAAACGAUCCCCUCCACUGUGUCCAGCUGUAAGAGACUUCACACCCUCAUUGCCCACUCCAACCAUAUCAAUGUGUUCCCUGAGGUCCUCAGCCUGCCCGAGAUCAAGCUAGUGGAUGUGAGCUGUAAUGAGCAGACAGAAAUCCUGUUGCCAGACUCUCUGCCCUCCACACUGCAAGAGCUGGACCUCACCGGCAACAGUAGCCUCAUACUGGAGCGUAAAACCCUCAACCUCUUCAGUAAUAUAAGUACUUUGAAGCUGGACCAGAAGCCAGCUGUGACCGCAGGAGAUGCUCAGGGCUCGUCCCCACUGUGGGAUCACGGCUAUGCUGAGAUGUGUGGUCAAAGAAACAAGUUGUGUGUGUCUGUGCUGGCUGUGGAUCGCUUUGGGGAUAGUCCGGAGGCUGCUUACGGGAUUUUUGAUGGGGACCGUAAUGAGGAAGUUUCCAGGCUUCUGCAGUGCACCAUGGGAGAUGUAUUGGCAGAGGAAAUACAGCACUCCGGUGUGGACAGUGUGUACAUGUGCAACACUUUCCUAACCUCUCAUAGGAAACUUGGUAUGGCAGGCCAGAAGCUCGGUGCUUCUGCUCUGCUCUGCUACAUCCAUCAUGAGUCCUCUGAACCGGGCAGCUACUUCAGCCUCACUGUGGCCAAUGUUGGUACCUGUCAGGCUGUGCUGUGUCGUAAUGGGCAACCUCUCACCCUGUCAAAGGUUUUCAGCCUAGAACAGAGUGCUGAGGAGAUGGAGCGUAUCAAAAUGGCUAAAGCUAUCAUCACUGAGGACAACAAGGUGAGUGGGGUGACAUGCUGCUCACGGUUACUUGGCUGUUCCUACCUUUUUCCUUGGGUGCUUCCCAAACCCUGGGUGCACACCGAGCCUCUGUGUUCCCAGGAUGAGUUCCUGAUCCUUGGAAACAAAGCACUCUUCCAGAAGGUCUCGUACCAAGAGGCAGUGAGCACUGUGCUUGCCAUCAGAGAACCCCGCGCUGCUGCCAAAAAGCUCUGCACGCUGGCGCAGAGCUAUGGGUGUCGGGAUAAUGUUGGAGCUGUAGUAGUAGCUUUGCAUAUUGGGAAAGACAGCUGUACGUGCGAGCCUUCUCUCUUGACCACAGAUACCCGAGGACCACCUGGUCCGACACCUUUACCAAUUUCCGUGUCCCCUGCUGACCCAGCCACCCCGUCAUCCAGCAGUGGUAUUGUCUCAGAGUUGAACAGCGAGUUGUCAGCCUCGGAAGUGGGCAGCGAGGCUGGGUCCACGGCCUCGGAUGAGCACCCCUCUUCAGGGCCAAAUGCUCGUCCAGAGCGUCAUUGUAGUCUGCACCCUCUUACGUUGUGUAACAUGGGGCCACUGAUGAGCCUGGGGGCUGGGACUCACACAGCUCUGUUUCAACGCCAACCUUCCAGUGCCACCUUCCCUAGCAACCAGUCUGACAAUGGGCUGGACAGUGAUGACGAGGCUCCCCUAGAGGGCGUCAUCUCAAACGGGAGUAAACUCGAAGUGGAGGUGGAUAUUCAUUGCUGUGCUUUCCAGCUGCGCUCUGGACCACCUGAAAGCCCUAAAGACCUGGACGGCCGUCAUGACUCAAGGGGUUCGGACUAUCCCAACAACAAAAUGCGGCGACAAAACAGUGUGGUGGUUUCGGCCACCAACGGAUGCUUGUUGGCCGUGUGUGGUCGAGAGAUCUCUGAUCUGAAGAAGUCCCCAUCCACCUCCAGCCUCUUUGGGAAAAAGCUCUCCAAUGGCUCCGUAGUAGCUCUGGAGGAAAGCCACAACAUCAUUGAAGUAGCACUCGAGGCACCCAAAAAGAAAUCAGGAUAUUUUGCCGCACCAGCCCAGCAAGACCCGGAAGACCAGUUGAUUAUACCGCCUAGUCUGGAACAGGAUGUUAGAGAGCAGCUGAGAGGCCAGAGUCCUGUAGUUCCAGGGCCACCACCUGCUUCAACACCUCCCUCAGCAAGAGACCCAAACUGGGACCACCCUAACCCAGUCAUCUCUGGUCUCCAUCCCACCACCAUCCUGAAACAGGACGUAUACGACACGGCUCUGUAGUUGGUGCUUGAGGACAGCGCCUUCGGAACAUCCUCGCAUCAUUGUGCCACAUCAAAAAGGCUAGCACGCUCUUCCUGCCUUUGCGAAAUUCCAGUUCUUCUUUAGCGUUGUCAUCAUGCGUGGGUACCCUGCAUGUGCAUUUUUAGGCUGAUAUGCAUCUGGGCCACAGACUGGAAGUGGGCACACGUUUCAGGACCGAUGAAAUCUUCAGAAUUGAGGUUUUGAAAUACAUGAGCUAUUCCUGACCAAAAACCACAGCAUGGAGCUGGAGUACCUCAUACAUCACCAUGCACGAGCUCAUUUUCAACAUUUGCCCUUUAUAUCAAAGGCCACUGACUAAAAUAGGUUUCAAAGAUUACAUUUGCCUUCUGGCGGAACGAUACAAGCUAAACUGAGACCAAAAGUUGAGAAAAGUGCCUCUUGAAGAUGAUUGAGGUUCUCUGAGCCUUUACUAAUCUGGUGUAUGUGCAGUAUCUCUCUCCUACCUUCCAGUAUGGUGUCUAGUCAGUGGUGUUUAGCACUUUUGAAGUCCGUGAGGGAUUAUUCAGAGGAGGGUCAAAUGGAUCACUUUCCCUUCCGACUUGCUGAAAACAUCCAACGCUUCAUUAAUGGAAAAGAGUGGUCAUGGUGGAAAGAUGUUUUGUUAAAAAAAUACCAGAGCUUUCUCCACUUCCCCAUAUCUCUUUACUUGCCUGCAUACAGUAUCUCCCAGACAAAGCCAUGGGGGUGUUGAGAGAAUAGUGCCACCUCUCUGGAACCCUCCGCACAAUAGAAAUAAACAAUGAACCAAUUGCAUUCAAACCCUGACAGACCUUCUGUAAAGAGUGGAUUGAUGGAGGUCAGAGUGAGAGAAAACACCCUCUAUUUCCUGUUCUUGUUUCAUCCAAUGCCCAGUUGAAGCAUUUUCACACCUUUUGGUCUUUUAGGGGACCGGAAAAGACCUCACAGCCUUGUCUGAAACCAUAAUUCGAGCUGUCUGGGGUUGUUUAGAGUACUUAAAGUUUCGAGUGUGCCAUGACUGCUUGACAGAGCCCAUGCUGUAAUACAUCAGGCUGUGAAUAUGUUAUUGGGUCUUUGCAAUUGUAUGACAGAGUUGUGCUGUUGUUGUGAGUGAGAUUGGGAUAUUUUCUCAUUAUCAAGGACAAAACGUGAAUCGCUAAUGUGUGUGAAAUAUGAUGACAUUAAAUUUAUUUUUAGUAUGAAGAGGUACAGGGCAUAUGAUAUUACAGUAUGUAUUGUGCAGUGUGUGGGUGUGUAUGAAUUUUAUUUUAGCCAUGUAUGGACCGUAUAAGUAAACAGGCUGGUUAUAUUUGUAUUUUAAUAAGGGGGACCCUAAAGAAAUAGAAGAUAAUUUCUUACUGCGUCAUUUGAGUGUGCCAUUGCCACAAUCACAGUAUCAGGGAUUUCUGUCCAGUAAAAUUCUGUGCUCAUGGUUUGAGGAGACAUCUAGUGGUGUUCAUUGGAAACAACAGUGUUGAUUUUUAGGCUUGUAAGGGUUUUUUCCUGUAUCUAGCACAUUGUGUUGUAAUGAUUAAGUUCUGCUCAUGCAGAUUGUUAUUAUGCUACAUUUCAGAUGCUUUUUAAUUAGCUAAUUAAAACCAAGUGCAAGGGCAUAUUUAUGGUAACACUUUACAACAAGGUUGUAUUCGUUAACUUUAGUUUACUUCAUUAAUUCACAUUACCUAACAAUGAACAAUACUUUUACAGCACUUAUUAAUAUUGGAUAAUGUUUAUUUCAACAUAUAUGUCUACAAUUAAAAGUUGUAUGUCAACAUUAGUCAUGUUGCUUAUUAUAAUGCUUUAUGAACUAACAUGAACUAACGGUGAACAAUUGUAUUUUCAUAAAUUAGUUUUAACCAAGAAGAGCGAAUGCUGUUAAAAACUAUUGUUCAUUGUUAGUUAAUGAUACCUAAUGCAUUAAUUAAUGUUUAACAUUAAUGUAAAGUGUUACCAUUUUUAUACAUUUUUAGAUGCAUAAUUUUAAUUAGUUAAAUAUAGUUUUUUUAUAUAGUAUGCAUUUAGGUGUAAAUGGGAGCAACAGUUCAUAUGGUCAUCGAAACUUUAAUACACUUCAAAUUUUAGAAAUCAUAACUCAAGAAAAAAAAGCUCAACUUUGUCAUAAUGUUACUGAAACAUUCCGUUCUAGAAUUUCUACAUCAUCCAUAAGACUUGUUCAGGCCAUAUCCACACUAAUAUGUUUUCGCCUGAAAACUCGAUUUUCAGAUUCCUGAUGUCAUGAUUUUCCCAAAUACUCUUAAAAAUAAAGGUUCCAAAAAUGGGUUUCUGCAGCAAUGCCAGAAGAACCAUUUUUGGUUCCCCUGACAACCUUUCAACGAAAGGUUCUUAAAAUAACCAGGGGGCUGGAAGGGGGUGCUAGGGGGCCAGCAAAACAUUUCAGAGACAAAAAGUGUGUGAAAGUGUAAAAAUGUUUGCCAUAAUUUAACAUUAUUACCAUUUCAGUCUCAAAUCAUGAGUUUUAUUCAUAUUGGAGUCUACUUAUAGCAAUAGUUUUUAACAGUAAGAAGUAAAUACAAAUCUGCAAAUAGUUUAACAAAAAAUCUAAGAAAUAGGGAUUGUAAUGCACUGUUCUGAGUAAAGCUGCUUUGAAGCAAUAUUUAUAGUGAAAAGUGCUGUGCAAGUAAAUUAUGACUCAGAAAAGACACAGUUAACUUGAUACAAAGUAAAUAUAUUUUGGAUAAUAUUUUAAUUAUUUAUUUUGGCUUUAAUACAAUGUCAAUAUAAAAACCUAUUAUUUAAUUUCACAAACAACAUGUCUUUAUAAUAUCAUGCCGAGUAUAUUUAUCACAUAGGGGUACCUCGCAAGGGGAUCAUCAUAUUCGGGGUCCUUGGCAUCAACAAGUGUGAAAACCCCUGGUCUAAGAACCUUUUCUGCUACAAACAACUUUUUGUGCAAUAGGAAGUUUCCAUGGAUGCUAAAGGUUCUUUUUGGAACCAUACAUGCCGAUAAAGGUGAGAAUUUCCAAAAGUCCCCAUUUUUGGUGGAGGAAAACGCCAUUGCAGUGUGGAUAAGAGGCGUAAACGUAGCAAAAUCAAUGCAGUUUCAUCCAAAACCGUGUUCUUGUGGACAUGGCCUCAAUCUUAUAAUUAGAUAAAGUGUGUACAUGUUCAGAUAUUAUGUUUAAGCUGUUGCAUCCCAAAGUUCAAACGAAAGAGAUUUUGCAUCAAAUAUCCUUUAUUAGUGGACAUUUUUGGGUGUUUUUUUUUUUUUUUUUUUUUUUUUUUUUUUUUGCGUUCUUCGUAAUCACAUGAAUGCUCUUUGUGCCAAACAUGCCCACGGAUUUGUGUUUUCUAUACUGCAUGCAUUAGUAAAACCCGCCAUGUCUCCUAAUCUGGACCCACCUAAUCUAAAAAGAACUAACUGAUAGUCUGCUAUCAUCAGCGUGUCAUUUUGUGCAUUUUCAAAGCUUCUGAGAGUCGUUUGUGGAUAUUAUAUUUAGCUACAGACCAGAAGCUGUAGCUCUUGUGCCAAAAUGCAUGGUAUUUGAAGAGAGUCAAGUUGUUAUGUUGAGUAUUUCAGUUGUCCCUUGGGUGCUACUAUGAGUUGAAGCCAGUGACAUGGCUGCAGCAGCCCAACAUGACUCAUAGGUUUUAUUCUGCCAUGGCCUUAAAACUGGGCUGCCUCCAUUGAACCUGCUUGUUCCAGGUUUCCCUCGCCAUUUGUUUUAAAGCUCACUGUGGCAUGUUGUUAUUGUCUUCACAGACCAUCUUAAAAAGCACAUCACCUAUUUAUAAUCCUGCAUUGUAGCUAGUUCAAUUUUGACUUUUAUUUAGAACGCUGACUCAAUUCCAGGUUUUGUGUUCAAAAAUAUGAAGCACAUUUAGAAAUUAUACACCUAGACUGACUUAACUGAAAAUUGUUUAGAGCUAUAUACUUAAGUGCAUCAAAUAUUGUUGUACAAUCAUUUAAAUUAAAAGGCGGGUUCACUGUAUAAGCACUUUGUGCAUAGCUCAGAGAAUCUAUAUAGACAUAAACAUAUUCAAGGAUUAAAUUUUAGCUAUUUGUUUAAAUGCAUAUUAACCCAACAACAUUAGGCUGUGAAUUAUGGCCUCUUUACACCCAACACAAUUCAAAAACGUAUUUAACUUUCAUAUGUGAAAGUUAAAUAUUUCUUAUUUAUUUACGCCUGGUUGAGAAGAUAUAUGUGGUUAUUGAGGCACAAACAUGCCGAUUCAUACUGUGCUAACAGGCAGAGUUCAAGACAUUUGACUGUUGAGAUGUUCUAUGAGUCUACUGUGUUGACUCAGUUUCAUCCCUAAUAAUGCUUAAACUCACAUUAGGUGUAACAGUCUUCAUAGUAAUGGGAAGUAAUAUUGUGAUACAACAGUAAUGAGAAAGCAUGCCACUUUAUUACCAUCAAGAGCAUCUUAGACCUUUCUAUUUCCCCAACAUGAUGCAUAUCUGUGUCAUAGCUAAAUGUGUGCAACGUGCAUCAGAUUUGACAGAUCAGUAUUACCUAAUGAUUUUAUCUAAAAUUAUUAAGAAUAGGAUGGGAAAUGAACCUACAUAAUUAUGUGUGCAUCUAUGCAUGCAUUUGAGUGGCAGUUGUGAAGUGCUAUCAAUAGUCUCUGUACCGUUGUUGUAUUCUUUCUUGAGCUGUCAUUAUAUGGAAUGCCUGCUUUGCCUCAUUUGGAUCCUUUAAACAUUUGUGCGCAGAGCGAAAAGUUCUCCAGGCCAAAACAUGUCGAGUCAAAUACAAAUGUAUUUUAUAUUAUACUUAAGAUAUAACAAUUUAUCCAUCAAGUUUACAAUCAUCUUUCAAGAUGCAAUGGUAUGGCAGAGUCGGUUCUAAAAUCAAGUGCUUAAAGGAAGAGUACAAAGCACACUGUUAAUCCAGGGUCCCCAUUCGCAAUGAACACAUUUUGGUUUUGAGUUAUUUUGGUGGUCUCAUUUUUUUAAAUGGAGCAAGUAUGAUUUUUUCCCCCCAUAUGUGUGAGUUAGAUUGAUUUGUUUACCAGUGCAAGUCAGUGGAUUUUAGUUGGGCAAUGCAAAUUAUCUUGUGGCAUCAGAUGGACAAAUACCAUUUCUUUAGAUAUGUUUAUAUUAUAUAUAUAAAACAAAUAUAAACAAUGCUUCCAGAAAUGUUUUUUUUUUCCAGCACAAUAUCGAAUUCUCUACAGGCCUUAUUUUAAAAGUUGCUAGCGCUAAGUGCAGCGCUAUGCCAUAAGCCAUACACACAAAGUCAGUGGGCAUGGACAUUAAGUUUUUGUAUUUUCGUGCAAGCAUGCGCUAAGUAUAGGCGCAAAUGGGUUUGGUGAAAUCACGUGCAAAGCGCUAAUGGGCUGGAUAAAGUGCAAUUUAAUUCUGAGGUUCUUCUCCGGUUAUUGCACCUUCUUCAUGCUAUUACAUAGUCCAUUCCCUGUCAAACACCAGUGAUAUAAACAAAGACAGCACAUUCAUACGACGUUUGUAGUGUAAAGGGACUGUGCGCAAUGAAUUAGAAGAAUAGAAUAAUGGACUUAUACGUUCUUUCAUGCAUUAUCUGCCUCCUUGUUGAAUGUCACGCAUAUUUCUAUGACAGUGACACGCUCCUUUAAUACGCAUGGAAAAUGUGGUUCUCGUCAGAAUUUGGAUAUAGGCUCUGUUAAAUUAUAGAGAAUGUACUGUAAGUAUUAUUAAUCAUUUUCAUCUACAGACACACAUAUCGCGGCUAGUAUUAACAGUGAUUGUAUUGGCAUGCAAUUUACUUCUACUGGUCAAUUUUGAUUUUGAAAAAUGUUAUUAAUUUAAAGAAACAUGAAAAUAUUAAACCAAAUAUAUAUAAAUUCAAAUUACACUUCAAACGAAAUGAAAAUAUAACCCAAAUCCAAACAUUUUACCCUCACAAACUUCUUUCACUGUCCCCUUUUGCAGUCACUUUAAAAGCACUGUACUACAAUAGGUGGAAAAAUACCAAUAUAUAUUAUAUCAUAAAUAAAGUUGUAAAUAAUCAUAAUAAUAAUUGAAAAAUAAACCAUGACCUAUAGAUAGUUUAACACAAAUCUAACAAAUUUGAAGUAUGGCUACGACAGUGAUUGUCAGGUACGUAACUUGAUGUCCCACUAUAUUUUUAGAGUUUGGACAUUAACUUUAUUACCACCUCCUGGUGGAAUCUCCAAACUGCAAAUGUAGGAACUGAGUUUAAACUUUGUGCUGAAAACAGACCUGCUUUUAAAAUGACCUAUUUCUCAGGAAAAUAGCAUUUGAUUAACAUACAAUACACCCAAAUAUUGCGCACAUACACCCACAGAUAGCGCAAAAACUCCCACCCAUGGCCACUUGCACUUUGUGCUGGCACGAAAAUUGCACUUAGUCAUUGGGCAAUGGUCGUUGGGCGUAGCACUGCGCUUUGCGCGCUCAUUGAAAUAAAGCAACUUUCUUUAACUUUCCUUAGUGUCUUUUUUUUACCAAAACCCUUUUUAAAAUUGAAGGAUCCCUGUUAUUCAGAACAAAGAGAAUCUUUUACAACACAAUUAAGAGGUCUCAGUUUAUCUUUAUUUUGUUUUCCCUUAAAAAUGGUCUUGUUCAGAAGGUAAAAAUAUUAUAUGAUGACAGAAUGACAAGUAGUGUUGGAAGGUACAGUAGUUAAAGCAUACAAUUACUAUGAUUUUGCUUUUGAGCAAGUUCUGAGCAACUGUUUGACCACCCAUGUUAAAUCCAAUGUGAUAAUCUGAAAUGUAUUUCAUCCUCUUCUCUUCAGUACUCCACAGUGUCAUAGACAGGACUGUAUUUGCCUGUUUGUAUUUUAUUUAAGGAAAGCAUCCAAAAGUCUGUUAAUUUAUGCAGUGUGUGGGUCCUUUUGUCGGGGCAUUGAGACUGUGAUUGUGGUUUUGCCCUGACAUAUCAUAUUUGCUUGGAUGCAAAAAUACAUUGUUUUAUCUGGCAUAUUCACUGACAUUCUUUGCACAGAAUCAUGGAUCAAUCUGGAAACACAUGGAGGUUCCUGUUGUUCGACGUGACCAAAGCUUGAUCUUUUCAUCAUUUAUGUAUUUUUUUUUUUUUUUUUUAAAGAGAUGCUUUAUAAUUCCUGUCAAUGCCAAGAAGCUGAGGUUUAUUUUUGUACUUCAUUGUUUCAUGCAAAUGUAUAGGUCCUCCAGUGCAGAAUCUAGGAUUUAAGGGUACUAUGGUAAACUGUCACCCAUCAAGGUACUAUCUUUGAAGAUACUAAUUCAUGUAUUUAAUGUGAGAAGCAUGUCCUAUAUAAAUGAAUAUAUAUAAUAUAAAGAAUAUAUUAUGUGAUUAUUUGUAUAAAAUAUUAACUUCUGUUUAUAAGAAAUUGUUUUAAUAUUUGAAGCAUAAUGUAUAUUAUAUUUUUAAGUUUCUAUUUUAGCAUGCAGUUAACUGCUGAAUAUUUUCAUUAUGUUAAAUGAUUUAAUUGUAUUUAGUUUAGGAGAUCAUUUGAGUUGUUUUAAUGAUUUAGUAAAAGGACUAAAUGCGAGUACUUUUGCUGUUUGUCAGCUAGGACUGUACUACUUCAGAUUUUUAGAGUGGGUGAUGGCUCAUUGUUUCAUUUGAGAUGCUGCUAUGCUUAGUUUUGAGCAAAAAGCUGUAUUUUUAAUUAACUUUUCAGCCAAGUAGCAAUAAAUUUUUUUUACUGUGAAUUAUGUGUCUUUUGCCACCAAAAUUUCUUACUUAUUGACCUAAAGGCUUGUAUAUUCUACUUUUUUUUUUUUUGCCCUUUUAAAAAAUACAAUUCUCAUCAUUUACUCACCCUCAUGCCAUCCCAGAUGUGUGUAACGUUAUUUCUUCUA